UGGUCUUGGAAGAGGAACUAUUGGCAAGUCUACCUAGCUACUUCUACUGUCUGACUUCCUGGUGUAAGAAACAAGCUUCUCUGUCUAAUGUAUUGCUUUUUUUAUAGCAUUUUCAUAGUUUCAUAGGCGUGUCCAUCAAUAUAUAAAGGCAUCAUAUUAUGUCAUCACUUCUUUCUGAAAUGUUUACUAAUUGGUGUUGCAUGACUAAAUGUCGGUCCUGUUUCUUUUCGGCCACUUUGUUUUGUCUAGUCCCUCUCUAGUCUCCAUUUGCUGCUGUCUUGGCUUUCUCAUUUGGGGCUUUUUAUUUUUUAUUUUUUAUUUUUUUUUGUUUUUGCUAUUUGUUGUAAUUACAAUAUGAUUUUGUUUGAAUACCCCUGACGGUUGCUUUCAAUGAUAAUGCAUUUUAUUCAGCAUAAAAUCAGCUUCCAUGCCUGCUAUAGUAAAUCUAUCAGCUCAGGUACCAAAGAGAUGGCAUUUCACUUGUCGUCCAUCGAGAAAGCUUCUUACUUACUUGACUACUCUGAUUUCCAGGUUAAAGAAGCACCACAUGAAUGAAUCCCAAGCUUAUCAAUACUUUGUCUUGAGAGCUCAGAAUAUAGCUCUGUCCCAUGGAUAUGAAAUUGUUAACUGGCUCGUUGAUGGAGUUGCUGAGCAAGUGGUUGCAUCUGGAUUAAGGUGCAUUGUGAGCAACCAGGAUAAGUGGUACUUGGACCACUUGGACAUCACCUGGCAGGAAUUCUAUAUGAAUGAACCACUCAAAAAUAUCACAAACUCCAAGCAACAGAAAUCAGUUAUUGGUGGUGAGGUAUGCAUUUGGGGUGAACACACUGAUGGGUCAGAUAUAGAACAAACCAUAUGGCCAUGUGCUGCGGCAGCUGCAGAGCGACCGUGGAUACCAUAUGACAAGCUUGACGAGGAUCCAAGUGAAGUUACUGGAAGGUUGGCUUAUUUCAGAUGUUUACUGAAUCAAAGAGGAGUUGCUGCUGCUUCAUUAUAUGGACCAAGCCGAGUUGCCCCUUUUGAACCAGGUUCCUGCUACGUGCAAUAAGAAGCAAAAGCACUGGAACAACUACCAGUUGUGAAACCAAUUUGGCUGUAAAUUGAAAAAAGGCCCCCAUUUUAAUGUACCUCAUAUUGGUGGAUGCAUCUCACCUGUUAGAUCAGGUAGCUUCCACCAGUUGCUUUCUUCAAUUUCUUCAACAAACAGUUUUUAUGUCU
Rubroshorea leprosula is the source of this 1218-nucleotide messenger RNA. NCBI's taxonomy places the organism in Eukaryota, Viridiplantae, Streptophyta, Magnoliopsida, Malvales, Dipterocarpaceae. The record is from the annotation of a GenBank genome assembly.